AUGAGAAACCAAGGAAAUGUGCAAGCUGUUCCUUCCUCCAGCUUCAUUUUACUUCCAUCACAGCCAUCUCUGAGUAUUUUCCAAUGUGAAUCUCAUCAUCAGUCAGAGCAACCCACAGGCGUGACCUUGAGUCCACAUCUUACCUCCUUAGACCCCGAGAUCUUUAUCAGCCAUCUCUCUAACUCUCUUCCACUGGUUCUCCCAGCAUCAUGUGGGCAUUUUCUCUUCCCUUUCUCUAUUUUUCAUGACCAAUUUGUACCUCGUUUGUCCUUUUCCCCAUUUUCACUCCGGGUGCACCCUUUCAACACUUCCUACUUGAUCUUUAGAAUUUCUUUUCUCCUUGAACUUAUGUGGAGACUUUGCUAG
Molecule: messenger RNA, 366 nt
Organism: Rangifer tarandus platyrhynchus (Svalbard reindeer)
Lineage: Eukaryota; Metazoa; Chordata; Mammalia; Artiodactyla; Cervidae
Source: the annotation of a GenBank genome assembly